UUACCCCACACUUUCAAAAUGCAGAGACUUGCACAAAACACAAAAACAAAAAGCAGAUAACAUUAGCAAGCAAUUCAAAUAAUAUAAAUCUAAAAUACUGUUAAAUAUGUUAUCUCAGUGAAAUAUUUUGAACGAUCAUUCUUUAGAAAAUUCAAAUAUUUAAUUCUUUGAAUGAUCAUUUUGAAAGAGUUAUGCGUUUUAAGCUCAAAUUGAUUUUUACUACUACUAUAGCUCUGAGACGACUAGUCAAAGAUGGAAAGAAAAGCCAAUCCCCAGUGGAGUGGCCAGAAAUCUGUGGGCGACGAAAAUUCGACCCCGGCCUCUGCCCUCUUUUCUUUUUAUUCGGUGAGGGAGUUUUAACUGAUAAGUUCCGAGGUAAAUUUUGGAAGGCAGAUGGGUUUGGCAGAGUCGGGAUGCUUGCUGGCUUCGAUUCAGUGAGAGGAAGAGGAUAUGGGAAGCUUGGCUUCGGGUUUAGGAUUGAAGGUCGAGUGGAGGAUUUUGGUCACUGGUUAGGGUCGUGAAGCAGAGAGCGGAAGUAGCGACAGAAGUUCGGUCGUGGGAGAGGAAGCGUGGAGUCGGACAGAGAAAACGAGAGCAGUCGAAGGAUCCCUUUGAGUCGGUAUUUAACGACCUGCAAGGGAGCAAGAUCGAGGAACUAUCGCAGGAUUUGAGCCGAGUUUGCGAAGAAGUGAUGCGAACGGCGCCGAAUCGGCGCAAUCUCAGCAUGAUUCGAGGAUCCGACGGGUUUGAGGUUGAUUGUUGGGAAGAUACAACAGUACUUUCUCGUAUGCCAAGUGUCAAAAAACUUAUGGAGGAAGAAAUGUCCAAAGAGAGAACCUCAAAAGCUUCUGGCUGUAGCAUCAAAUCAAAUCAAAAGAUAACUAAACACCACAAAAAUAACUCUGACAAUCGGAUCAGUAACUUAUUCGACUCUGAUUAUCUAGUUUUGGAGCAGUUCAAAUGUGGAGAACCAGUUGAAGGUUCCAAUCUUAUAUUUGAUUUAGCUGCAUUGAUGAUAGAGUUCUAUUCUGCAAGCCGUAUUUGUUCAGAUAUGUUUGAAGAAAUUCAGAUUGAUUUAUGUGGUACCUUAAGAUCUAGUGGCCAUAAAAAGCAUGCUAGUCUUGAUGAAUCUGAUUCCCGGCUUGCCUGCAGGCAGUUUAUGCUUCGGGAGGCACUGGAAAUUGAAGCUGAAGCCUUCCUAAGUCGGAAGAUUGAUGACACCAAGCAGCUAGUUGGAAAUGGGGUUAUACACGCCCAGGAGUUUCUGGAUGCGUUGGAGAUACUGAACUCAAACAAGGAGUUGUUUCUAAAGCUUGUUCAGGAUCCAAACUCACUUGUGUUCAGCCAUGUUCAAGAGCUUCUGGCACCAAAGGCUGUGGAAUUUUCUGAACUGGAAGCAUUUCACAGCUUGGAAGGAAGCGAACAGCUUGAGGAAGAAGUUGGAAAUUCUGAUCAAGAUGGGAAACGUAGUAGUAAUCAAAUGUUCCAGAAGCAAAAACAACCUUUUCUUUUAGAACAGACAAACAAUUUUCGAGGGGAAAUUGCAUCAAAGACCAGAAAAACUUCCAAGGAAACGAGUAAAAUUGUAGUUCUAAAGCCGCACCUAUCAAGAAAACAUGAUGAUUCAACCCAGAACAGUCCAUGCUCGUCUCCUCAAUCCCGUUACAGCAAGAAGCAUGAGAAAGUUGUCGAAAGAACUCUCUCACAUUUUUCAUUUAGAGAAAUUAAGAGUAAGUUAAGGUACAUAGUUGGUGAGAGCAGAGGGGAGCAUAAUUUGAUUUCCAAGGGUAGUAACAGCAGGAUUCCAUUUUGUUCUAAAGUUUCAACUGACCGAUACAGUAUGCCUUCCACAGAAAGUUCCAAAACAAAUGUUACAAGCAAAAUUGAUUGCAGCUCUGAAAAUAUUUGUAGAUCUUCUCCAUCUCAUAGCAAAGUAGACGAGGAAUCCAAGGUGAAAGAAUGGCAACCAAAAACUGAAGUUGAAACUACUCAGUGCAAAAUACAAGGACUAUCACUAGUUACUCUCUUUCGUAUGGAAUCCCUCAACGAUGAAGCAGAGAAACGUUAUUCCGAGAUGACUGGUACUGAAUAUAGAACCAAUAACUUGACAAACACCGAUCUCUGCAAGUCUUCAGAGAAAAUGAUCUCUCCAUCAGAUUGCAACCUGCUAACGCUGCAGUUGAUUGAUGGCACUUCUGCCAAUUUAAAUUCAGUGCCGAGUUUGAAGGACACGCCAUGCCUUAGUAGUGAUCUUGAUGUGAAAAUGUCAGUGAUCAACGCAGAAGCAGCAAUGGACAAAGCCAUAGUAAAGGAAGAAGCUUUUGACAGAGAACAAACUGGCACAAACGGAAGAGAGGAAAAUGUAGAAAUAGAACAAGUAAAAUCUGUGCAUAUAAAUCCUGCCGUGAAUUGCAACAAUUUGUACAUACCUGAUGAUUCUUCAUGUGAAAGUUGCACAGAUGGAUGUUCUACUUCAUCCGAGCAAGGCACACCAAAUGAGAAACCAAGAAUACUGAUCCCGACUGCAUCAAUAUCUCCAAACACUUUAAUCAUAAAUCAAAUUGAAUCGUCUGAGUUCAUCAGCGAAAAAACAGAAAGGCCAAGUCCAGUGUCUGUGCUUGAACCAUUUUUCUUAGAAGAUGAUGGAAGCCCAGACCAUCCAAGUAUUAAAUUCGAUUCUUUUACUACAGAUGAAUUAAAAAGGCCUUUGCAACCAAUUCAUCUCAACUUCCAUGAAGAUUCUACAGUUGUUAUAAACACAUCAGAUUGUUUGGUAGCUCAUCAAAGAACUUGUUCAUAUGACAUGGAGAUCAUGACUAAAUAUGUAAGAAAUAUGCUGGAAGCCUAUAGUUUUGAUUCAGAGAUGAGUCCAGAGAGGUGGCCCUCUUCAGACCUGUUACUCCACCCCUCACAUUUAGGUGAAAUAAAAUCAUUGCAAAGUACAUAUCCAGAAGACCCAAAUCUUCUAUUGGACUGUGUAAAUGAGGUUCUUUUAGAGAUAAAAGAACGGCGAUUCCAGAUCUGCCCCUGGGUGCCAAUUCUGAAAGAGUUUAUAAUUCAAGAAGUUUGUAAGGCCAUUAAGAGAUUUCUAAGUUCACAGGUUCAAUAUACUAUAAAUGAGAUAAUAAUGAAAGACAUGGGCAGUGCAAUGUGGAAUGAGCAUAGGUUAGAGAUGGAGUGUAUCUGUGCAGAGAUGGGUUGGAAUAUAUUUGAAGGGUUGAUGGAAGAAACCAUAUUUGAGAUGUUUUGGUAAACUUGUAAUCAAAAUAUAUAUAGUAUUACAAAAGUUGUUUGUAGGUCUUCCUAUAUUAAAUCUUAGCCUUUUAUCUUAUUAGUAUUUCUCAA
Molecule: messenger RNA, 3345 nt
Organism: Dendrobium catenatum
Lineage: Eukaryota; Viridiplantae; Streptophyta; Magnoliopsida; Asparagales; Orchidaceae
Exons: 5
Coding region: 692-3253 (853 amino acids)
Source: RefSeq, a predicted model, not a curated record